Molecule: messenger RNA, 5248 nt
Organism: Oryza brachyantha (malo sina)
Lineage: Eukaryota; Viridiplantae; Streptophyta; Magnoliopsida; Poales; Poaceae
Product: paired amphipathic helix protein Sin3-like 4
Exons: 23
Coding region: 278-4618 (1446 amino acids)
Biological process (GO): negative regulation of transcription by RNA polymerase II
Cellular component (GO): histone deacetylase complex; chromatin
Molecular function (GO): transcription corepressor activity
Source: RefSeq, a predicted model, not a curated record
CUUCCCCUCCAUCCCCACCCUAGGAGACGAUUAGCUCCCUCCCCGCGCUCGCCUCUUCCACCCGCUGCCUCGCGCCGCGCCGUCUUCGGGGUCUCCUUCACCGGGCGGCGGCAGAUCCGGCGACGGGCAGAUCCGGCGGCGGCGGCGGCGGCUGUUUACGAGGGAUCGGCGGCGGCGCCGACCGGGAGGCUGGUCGGCAGGAGCUCCUGUCGGGGCUUCGUUUGGUUGGCGCACGGGGGGACGGGGAGGUGGGAGAGGGGAGUCAGUGUAUGGGGGGAUGAAGCGCGCCAGGGACGACGCGCUCAUGGGCUCGCAACUCAAGCGCCCCAACGUCGGUCGAUCCGAUCCGACCCCGCAGCCGCAGCACAUGCCUCUUGGGGGGUCGGCCUCGGCUGCAGCGCCGCCACCUCAGGCGGCCGCUGCUCCGCCUGCUCAGCCGCCCACUGCUGCUGCAGCGGCUGGCCAGAAGCUCACAACGAACGAUGCGCUCGUCUACCUCAAGGCCGUCAAGGAUAAGUUCCAGGACAAGAGGGAGAAAUACGAGGAGUUCCUCGAGGUCAUGCGCGAUUUCAAGAGUGAGAGAAUUGAUACCAAUGGAGUCAUUAUCCGUGUGAAGACACUGUUCAACGGGUACCCUGAGCUGAUCCUUGGGUUCAAUACCUUCUUGCCCAAGGGUUAUGCAAUCAAACUGCAGGAGGAGAAGAAGCCUGUUGAUUUCGUGGAAGCCAUUAAUUUCGUAAACAAGAUAAAGAAUCGGUUCCAGCAUGAUGAACAUGUCUAUAAGGCAUUCUUAGACAUCCUCAACAUGUACCGCAAGGACAAUAAAUCCAUCCAAGAUGUUUACCAUGAGGUUGCUGUAUUGUUUGCAGACCACAAAGAUUUACUCGAAGAGUUCCAGCACUUUUUGCCUGAUACCUCCGUGCCUCCACAAGCAGUGGUCUCUUCAAGGGUUCCUUUACUUAGGCGCGAUGGGCCCUCUUCGAUGGCACCUGGUAGUAGGAACCUUCACAACGAAAAGAGGGAAAGGCCUCAUCCAUCACAUCCUGAACGUGACUUAAGUGUUGAUCGUCCUGAUCUGGACCAUGAUCGCCAGCGAAGACGCCUUGAGAAGGAAAAAGAACGUAAGGCAGACAGGGAUAGGCGCGAUUAUGAAAGAGACGAUAAGGAUGGUGAACAUGACAGCAAAGAUCUUGAUAUAGGACGUAAGCGCAAGCCUUUUCCAAGGAAGAUGGAGGACCCUACUAAUGCUGAUGCACACCAUGGAGUGUCUCUGGAAAAUCAUGGAAUACUUGGUGCAUCUGCUUCAUCAUAUGAUAAUAAAGAUGCACUUAAGAGUGUAUACACUCAGGAGUUCCAUUUCUGCGAAAAAGUGAAGGAGAAGCUGGAGCAUGAUGCUUACCAGGAGUUUUUGAAAUGCCUUCACAUAUACAGCCAGGAAAUUAUUACUAGGAGUGAAUUGAAGAACUUGGUGAAUGAUAUUCUUCAGCAGCAUCCAGAUCUUAUGGAUGGGUUUAAUGAAUUCUUAGAGCACUGUGAGAAUAUAGAUGGUUUUCUGGCUGGUGUCUUCAAUAAAAGGCAAACUGGACGAAUUGUUAAAACUGAGGAUAAAGAAAGAGACAAAGAGCGAGAGAGGGAGGAUAGGGACAGAGAGCGGGACAAGGAAAGAGAAAAGGAACAACGGGAAAGAAUUGAGAAGGGAUCAUCAUAUAAGGAAGUUGCUAGUCAGAAACCUGUGUUCUCUAGCAAAGAAAAGUAUAACAUAUACAAACCUGUAUCAGAGCUUGAUCUUUCAAACUGUCAGCGGUGCACUCCAAGCUACCGACUUCUACCUAAACAUUACCCAAUGCCUCCCGCAGGAAAUAAGACUGAUCUUGGAGCUUCAGUGCUUAACGAUCACUGGGUAUCAGUGACAUCAGGAAGUGAAGAUUAUUCUUUUAAGCACAUGAGAAAGAAUCAAUACGAAGAGAGUUUAUUUAGAUGUGAAGAUGACAGAUUUGAGUUGGACAUGCUAUUGGAAUCAGUUAAUGCAGCAACCAAGCGUGUUGAAGAGUUGAUAGAAAAGAUGCAAGACAACUCCCUAAAACCAGAUAGCCCAAUUCGCAUUGACGAGCAUUUAACUCCGUUGAAUCUGAGGUGCAUUGAACGGUUAUAUGGUGACCAUGGUCUGGAUGUGAUGGAUGUCCUUCGAAAGAAUGCGAGUGUUGCCCUACCCGUCAUAUUAACUAGGCUUAAACAGAAGCAGGAAGAAUGGUCAAGGUGCCGAUCAGAUUUCAACAAGGUUUGGGCGGAGAUCUAUGCCAAAAAUUAUCACAAGUCCCUUGACCACCGCAGUUUCUAUUUCAAACAGCAAGAUACAAAGAACCUGAGCACAAAAUCUCUAUUGAUUGAGAUCAAAGAAAUUAAUGAGAAGAAAAGAAAGGAAGAUGAUGUGCUCCUUGCUAUUGCUGCUGGAAAUAGACGUCCAAUAGUUCCCAAUAUGUCGUUCGACUACGUAGAUUCAAACAUACAUGAAGAUAUGUAUAAGAUCAUCAAGUACUCCUGUGGUGAAGUCUGCGGUUCCUCAGACCAACUGGACAAAGUGAUGAGAAUGUGGACAACUUUUCUGGAGCCAAUUUUGGGUGUACAGCCUCGAACACAUGGUGCCGAGGAUGCAGAUGCAGUCAAAUCCAAGAGUCGAACCACAAAGUCUGGUCUUGCAAUUGUUGGUGAAAUCAAUGCUACUGCAUCAGGGGCUGUUGCCAAGCAAGGCCAUGAUGAAAGCGUUCCACAGGAACAAACACCAUCAACUCCAGCUAGAUUGGUGAAUGGUGUAGCAACAGAUACUCAAAAUGGUUUCCAUGAUGCUGAUCGAACUGCUCGUAGGGCUGAGGAACCAUCAAAUACUGCCAUAAAUGGAAGAGCACAAGGUGCUUCCCCUGGAACUAAUGAAAUACCUGCUGUUAAUGCCCAAAACAUGUCUACUGAGAGAUCUGCAGAGAACAUUCCUGUUGCUAGGACUGAACAGCAUGGCAAUACUAAGGCAAAUCUGGAGCCGACAUCGGGUGUGAAUGCUUCAAGAAGUUCUCAUGCUGGGAACGAUGCAGCUGCUGAAGCUCGGGCAGGAAAUGAAACAUUACCAUCUGUAGAGGGCGGAGAAACCGGGAGGUCAGGAUCAACUUUAAAUGGCGGAGGAACAAGUGAGGGUAACAAAGGGCGCCUAUUUAAUGAAGCUUCUGCAUCCCACAAUACCCAAAAAGUUGAAAGAGAAGAGGGUGAAUUAUCUCCUAAUGGAGAUUUUGAAGAGGACAAUUUUGUGCCUUUUGAAGAUGGGGCUGUAGAUGGAGUACCUAAAACAAAGGAAGGUUCCACAAGCAGGCCAUUCCAGGGUAGGCCUGGAGAAGCUCAACCAUCUUGUGUUGAAGCAGCUGGUGAGAAUGAUGCUGAUGCUGAUGACGAGGGUGAGGAAAGCGCACAAAGGUCUACUGAGGACAGUGAAAAUGCCUCCGAGGCUGGUGAAGAUGCAUCAGGAAGUGAAUCCGGUGAUGGUGAGGAGUGUUCUCGUGAAGAUCACGAUGAGGAAGAGGAAGAUAUGGAUCAUGAUGAUCAUGAUGCCAAGGCUGAAAGUGAGGGCGAGGCAGAAGGAACAACUGAGACACAUGAGGUGGAAGGAGUAUCACUGCCACUAUCGGAACGCUUUCUAUACUCCGUAAAACCACUUGCCAAGCAUGUGCCCACUGCUUUACAUGACCGAGAUGAAAAGCCCUCGCGUAUAUUUUAUGGGAAUGAUUCAUUUUAUGUACUGUUUAGGCUGCAUCAGAUCUUGUAUGAAAGAUUACUUUCAGCUAAGACAAACUCAUCUAGUGCUGAAAAGAAAUGGAGAACUUCUAAGGAUACAAACCCACCUGACCUAUAUGCAAAGUUUAUAACUGCACUUUACAACUUGCUUGAUGGUUCUUCGGACAAUACCAAGUUUGAGGAUGAUUGCCGUUCUAUUAUUGGGACUCAGUCCUAUGUUCUGUUUACUUUGGAUAAACUGAUAUAUAAAGUUGUGAAGCAGCUUCAAGCUAUUGCCACAGAUGAAAUGGACAACAAGCUUCUCCAGCUUUAUUUAUAUGAAAAGUCAAGAUCCCCUGGGAGGUUCUUUGAUCUGGUCUAUCAUGAAAAUGCCCGCGUUCUCCUCCAUGAAGAGAGCAUAUACCGGUUUGAAUGUUGCUCAAAUCCUACAAAGUUGUCUAUUCAGCUGAUGGAAUAUGGUCAUGAAAAGCCUGAAGUAACUGCGGUAUCAAUUGAUCCCAAUUUCUCAUCAUAUCUUUUUAAUGAGUAUCUGUCAAGUAUGUCAGGCAGCAAAUUGUCUGAGGGUGUCUUCCUUGAAAGAAAUAAACGGAAGCAUUCAAAUAACGACGAGCCUUCAGAUUCAUUGAAGGCCAUGGAUGGUGUCAAAGUCGCUAAUGGCCUUGAAUGCAAGAUAUCCUGCAAGACUUCUAAGGUCUCAUAUGUCCUUGACACUGAAGAUUUUUUGUUUCGAUUAAGAAAGAGGAGGAGACUUUCACCUGUUGGAAAUGUACCUGAGAAGUUGCAGGUUUCAAAAACAUAUGCUGCAAAAGUGCAGCGCUUCCAUAGAUUUCUGUCCAAACCUUAGCGUGAUCGGCAAAAGAAAAAUGGUAAUUACGCUAGUCCUAGUAUCUAAAUCAGGAGAUGCUGCUGCUGCUGGGGAUCGCGACUGUUUUGCUUCAACAACAGUGAGUGGAGGAUUGAUUGACCCUCGAUCGAUCACUGCCCUUUGGAAUAACUGCUUGCUGGGAGGAGGAUGAUAUUACUAGAUAUUGUUAUAGGGUAAAUACAGGAAGGAAAGUAAUGAAAAGCGAAGCAUGUGUGAGAACCGCAGUCAGCUCCGGUGUGCCGAAAGAUGUGUACAUAUGUAUUAGCAGAAUUAAUGUUGUUUGUUCAGUCAGGCUCAGGUUUACCCAUAUUAAUUGUUUACUGGUCUCUCUCUUUCGGUCGUAGGAGGAUGAUACUCUAUUAACUAAAUCACCAAAUCAUUUGUUGCUGCUGGUAUAGGUCUCUGUUUUUUGACCCACCAUGUUUUUGAUUGAAGAUAUGUAGCCUUCUUUAAAUCUAACGUUGUCAUGAACAGUUAUGUAAUCGGUCGAUGCUUAAUUUCGGUAUUUAGACAGACAGACUUGUAAUACAUACAGUAAUAAUUUUGUUUUUUUAAUAGCUGAUCCGGUAAAUGCAUGUCUACUGCUUCCUCGGUCCCAAAAAAUCUCUA